CAGGGCUGUCCCGACAACACGAGCACACACACGGACACACACAGCACACACUGAAGGCUUUGCGAGGUAGAUCCACGAGCUGUUGCCCCGCUGCGGGCCGGUCCGUCGGGGAACGAUGUGGGUUUGGUACUUUCUGCUCGGUUCGGGCUCGGGUUCGGGAUCAGUCGAUUGCCAGCUUCUUCCUGGAAAUAACUUCACGACAGAGUGCAACAUUCCAGGAAACUUUAUGUGUGGGGAUGGCGAAUGUAUUCCUGGAGUUUGGCAGUGUGACGGCUUUCCAGACUGCGUCGACAAGAGUGACGAGAAGGGUUGCCUGAAGAUGAAGUCAAAGUGUGCACCCACAUUCUUUGCUUGUGCAAGCGGGGUCCACUGCAUUAUUGGCCGCUUCCAGUGUAACGGCUUCAGGGACUGUCCUGAUGGCAGUGAUGAAGACAACUGCACUGCUAACCCUCUGGUGUGUUCAUCCGCACGCUUCCACUGUCGUAACGGCCGGUGUGUAGAUCGCAGUUUCCUCUGCAAUGGACAGGAUAACUGUCGAGAUAACAGCGAUGAAGAGAACUGCCUUACAACAGCAGAAUACCCAGGACAGGACGUUGUGACUCUGGACUAUCGACUCCACUAUUACCCCAGUAUCACGUACGCAGUGAUUGGCAGUGCCGUGAUCUUCGUGCUGGUGGUGGCACUGCUGGCCCUCGUCCUGCACCAUCAGAGAAAGAGAAGUGUCCUGCUGCCACACGGUGUCUACAGGGGCGCCUGCCACCGACCACUCCUGCUGUCCCGGCUCGUCAUAGUGGACAGAGGACACGUCCGUCCUGGAGGCCAUGACCUUUCACCCCAGUGUCCGUCCCCGUCAGAGACGUUCAGCUCAGUCCACAGUCUCCAGCUGCUCUCUCAUUCACAAUAUCCCAGAACGGCCAUAGACUGUCCUCCAUCAUACUCGCAGGCUGUGCUGGAUGUUGGCCGACCGUCAUGGUUUGACCUCCCACCUCCUCCUUACCCUCCAGAGACUGAGACUGAGAGAGAACCACCGGUCUAUGAAUCACCAGACUCAGCCAGAGCGGUAGCGUCUCAAACCUGGACCAGCAACACCAGCACUGAGUCUCAGCAGCCAGCGCUGUAAACCCAGAGCACGGGGACCGCUCGAGCAUCAUGAGGAUCUGUGCCGAGUGUUCAGAAAGACCAGCGGUGAUGAUGGCCAUGUUUGCAGGAUUCACUAAGCACUUGUAGGGCAUGUUAGUGGCACCAUCUGGUGGCCAAUGAACUGCAUUACUCUUAUCAUAACCAAUGACAUUGGCAGUCAAAAAAAGCUCUACACAGAUGGUACUCACCCAGCUUUUUACUACUGCUGCGAUUUGACCAGAGAAAUACAAGACCUUCACUCAUUCCUGUGAGAUUUACAUAAAGUGUGGGGACAGUUGAUAUACUAUUUAAUUAUUGCCCGUGUACAUGGAGUUCAGUGUUUGCAUUCCCUGUGAGUUUGAUAUAAAUUGAGGAAUGCAGAAGUAGUUGUUGUGAAAAGGGCCUCUGUGCCUCGUCUUUCUUUAUGUUAAUCAACAUGUACUUCAAGAAUUGUAUGCUCUAAUUGUGCGUUAUGCUCUUAUCAUACAGCACUGGGAACAGUUGUUAUAUGUAAUGACUGCUCUCUUCUAUCUCUGAUCCUGACAGAUCUUCAGUGAACCUGCAGCUCUUUCUAAACACCCUGAUUAUGAUAUCUUAAUAAAAAUAAGUUGUUAACAUAUGGC
Messenger RNA from Rhinichthys klamathensis goyatoka, 1742 nucleotides. It is a transcript of the gene ldlrad3, whose product is annotated as low density lipoprotein receptor class A domain containing 3. Gene Ontology annotation, molecular function: protein binding. Gene Ontology annotation, biological process: receptor-mediated endocytosis. The record is from RefSeq and is a predicted model, not a curated record. The coding region runs from base 116 to 1120 and encodes 334 amino acids. The transcript has 6 exons. Lineage: Eukaryota; Metazoa; Chordata; Actinopteri; Cypriniformes; Leuciscidae. Gene Ontology annotation, cellular component: plasma membrane.